AUGAUAUAUGGAAAAAAUAAUAUAUUAAAAUUUAAAAGUAGUCAUUUUUAUAUUGAUAAAUUAAUAAAACAUACUAAUAAAAGUCAACAAUUAUGGAAUAAUUAUAAAAUAAAAUAUAUGAAAGUAUAUAAAAAUCAGAUAGAAGAAAAUGUACAUAUGGAAGCAUUUUUUGAUAAAAUUGCACUUAUUAAUAAUCAUAAUAAUAAAAAUAUCAACGGAAAUGAAUCAUAUUAUUUAAACAUAAAUCAUUUUACUGAUUAUACACAACCAGAUUAUCAAAAAAUGAUAGGUAAAAGUUUUAAUGUAUCAAGUAAAGUUUAUAAUGAUAAAAUUAAUUUUAACAAACAAAUAUCUGUUCCAAAAGCAAUUGAUUGGCGUCAUUAUGGUGCUAUUACAGAUGUUAAAAAUCAAGGUCUUUGUGGUAAUGGAUGGAUUUUUGCAGCUAAUGCUGCUAUAGAAGCAAUAUGGAAAGGUAAUACUAGAAAUCUUGUUAGUUUUUCAUCACAGGCUGUUGCUGAUUGCACAAAAGGUGACUCCUGUACAGGUGGAUGGAUUGAAGAUGCCUUUGAAUAUUCAAAAUAUUAUGGAAUGAUAAAAGAAACUGAUUAUCCUUAUAAAUUUGGUAAAGAUGGUGAAUGUAAAUAUAAAGAUUAUGAAAUUGUUGGUAAAAUAUCAAGAUGGAUUCAUUUACAAACUAAUGAUGAAGAGUAUUUAAAAUUUUAUAUUGGAACAAUAGGACCAGUUGUUGUAGGAAUGGAUGCUUCAUUAAAAACAUUUCAAGCAUAUUCUCAUGGUAUUUAUGAUGAUCCAGAAUGUUCUCAUACAUUAAAUCAUGUUGUACUUUUAAUUGGUUAUGGUAAAGAUGAUUUUAAUGGUGAUUAUUGGAUAGCAAAAAAUUCAUAUGGUACUUCAUGGGGUGAACAAGGUUAUUUUAGAAUAAAAAGAGGUGUAAAUAAAUGUGGAAUUGCUUUAGCAGCAGCAGCACCUAUUGUGUAA
Strongyloides ratti is the source of this 996-nucleotide messenger RNA. Its product is annotated as Cathepsin L.1. Lineage: Eukaryota; Metazoa; Nematoda; Chromadorea; Rhabditida; Strongyloididae. Gene Ontology annotation, molecular function: cysteine-type endopeptidase activity. Bases 1 to 996 code for a protein of 331 amino acids. Gene Ontology annotation, cellular component: lysosome. The record is from RefSeq and is a predicted model, not a curated record. The transcript has 2 exons.